This is a messenger RNA of Anarrhichthys ocellatus (wolf-eel), 3667 nucleotides long. It is a transcript of the gene fam107b, whose product is annotated as family with sequence similarity 107 member B. The record is from RefSeq and is a predicted model, not a curated record. Bases 1880 to 2371 code for a protein of 163 amino acids. Lineage: Eukaryota; Metazoa; Chordata; Actinopteri; Perciformes; Anarhichadidae. The transcript is spliced from 4 exons.
UGUGUGUGUGUGUGUGUGUGUGUGUGUGUGUGUGUGUGUGCCUGUUGUCUGUGCUCUAAGGCUGUGUUUCCACAACCAAUAAACAAACUGUUUUAAUGAGAUUCCUGGAAGUAUUGCCCCUACAACUGUGUAAUUGUAUCCACCCACUGACGUGCUUGGAGGGUUGCUUCCAUAGAAUAUGUUUUGUGUACAAUAUAACAUAAAUAUAAAAAGUAUGUGUUUACUGUUUUGCAGUUCUUAAACCCACACAUAAGACACCUGUAGAAGGAGAGCUCUUGAUGCAUUAAAUGCAGGUCUUUAUCUGAUGUUAUCUCGUUUAUCUGUAUAUUUCUCUAAAGAUGUUGGACUUUCAAUUGAUGAGUGAAACAUGUUAUCUAUAUACCGUUUAAGUAAAACGAGACUCACGACAACAUGCAGAACCACCAGUGGUAAAGCAGAAUUUAAGGGGCUCCGGGGAUCCAAUUUGAGGCUGCAGGUUCCCUUUGAACUCCCUAUGUCACUUCCCCUCUCCCUUGGGGCACAGAGGAAGUAGGAGCAGAUGUGUUAAGCUAACGGACACUUUGACAACACUGCCAGUCUGUAAGUUCCUCUACCCCCCCCCCACCAACUAUUCCCGGCUUUAACAGAAACCGCCUUUGAUGUACACGGCACCUGUGUGCUUACACGCAGCCCUCGGUUACAGCCAAACACUGUUCUGCCCACCUCUGCCAUCUCGUGUACAAACACUGUCACCGUUGUAUACCUGUGUCACAAAAUACGCCGUGUCUGGCAACAACAUUCUGGCCUGUGAUGUAGCGUGUAGGUGAAAAUAUCUCACCAAACUGUUACAAUCUCUUAGUUCUAGAAACAGAUUCAUGAAUAUUUAUUUUCCAAACUGGACCGUAAACUUGUGAUACUUAAGAUGAUUGUUUCAUGAAUUGACUAUGUACAUUUUAAGAUUCGUGUUGCCCACAUGGGUUAGUAUGAAAUAUGAAUAAUCUGAGAUUAGAAGGGAUUACCUAUCCCUGUGACUGUAGAUGAUAACCAACUGGAAAAAGCAGUAAUUAUGUAUGUCAACAUAUUCGCUAUAUCCAUCAAGAGUAUUAUUAUGAGGUAUUUCUCCCCCUUUGUUCAGCAGUGUGCCGCCACAAACCAUGUUUAUCUUAGGCUUCUUUGUUAUGUAACUGACAUGGUUUAGUUUCUGGAAUGCAAGAAUGUCGACCUCUUGUGGUGUCUUUAACUCAUUACACCAAUCCUCUGCAUGUAUGUUUUCAUUCUGAGGACACACUCCCCCCCCCACCCCCACCUCUGUAUCUAGCACGUGCAGUAAAAUGCGUCUUUGGCACCACUGAUGAAUAUGAUUGGCCCGCUCUGAUCCCAAAACUUCCCUCCAUGUUUUCAGUCUUCAUCAGUCGCUGACACGAGAGACUCACUCACGGGCAUUUGAGAACAUGAUUGUUUAUAAAUCUGAGUCAUUCCUCAGACUGUGGGAGAAGAAAUGCAUGUGACUUUGCAAUCUAAUCUCAAAUGAUUUUGUGUACGAUGUAUACCAGUUUACUCCUCUACUCUUCUAUUUGGGACUAUAUUACCCACAAGAUAAAAAUGUUAAGUUAUUUACGAGCAAGGAUAUUCAGAAAUUGGUUAUAAACUCUUCUUUGCCUCGUGAUGUAUGUUGAAAGUGAGUGGGAGGGAGUAGGUGAGGCAGAGAGAGGGGAGGGGGGGGGGCAGCAGUGUGAGCGUAGCUAUAAAACCGACUUCGAUCUCAAACCAGCUCAGUAGCAGACAGCUGUGCAGGACAAAGCACCUCUCCUGUGUGAGGCUCUGCAACAGACUGAUAAACAGGACAGCGAGUUUUAAUAGCUUUUUUCUGGAAAAUACAUUCAGGAUUAAAAUAGCAGCGAUGACGACAAUGUUCAGAUACUCCGUCUUUCCUCAUCUGCAGGAUCCGUGUGACCCUGGUCUAUCGCUGUCACCAGGGAGGAGUGUCAUGGCGGAGCCCGACUACCUGAACGGAGACUGUGAUGAGCUCAUCAAACCUAAAAAGCUGAUCAACCCAGUCAAGACCUCCCGUAAUCACCAGGACCUGCACCGAGAGUUGCUCAUGAACCAGAAGAGGGGUCUGGCUCCUCAGAACAAACCUGAGCUCCAGAAGGUUCUGGAGAAGAGAAAGAGGGAGCAAGUUCUCAAGGCUCAGAAGGAGGAGCAGGAGGCCCACACGAAGAGGAGCGACCUGGAGAUAGAGCUCAUGAAAAGACAACAGAAACUAGAGCAGCUGGAGCUGGAGCAACAGAAAAAUGAGGACGAACAGGAGAACACCCCUGAGUUUGUGAAAAUGAAGAGCAACCUGCGCAGAACCAAGCAGGAGGCUGACGGGGAAGAACGGACCACCUAAAAACCAGCCGGGGUGUCUAGGUCUGGCUGAUUGUGCGCGUGUUUGAGAACACGAAGACUUCAGGAGAGUGUGUGUGUGUGUGUACAAAGGAGAGAGAGAGUGUUGUCUGGUGCACGGCGGUGACCUAACCGCGGUCCAAGAUGCACUUCCUGGCUUUCCCAACCUAGCUGUUCCUUCCCGCAGUGAGGAGAGACUUUACAGACUAAAGACCCCCCUCUGCUUGCCAUGGACCGCCAGUACUCACCUCUGCUCCUCGCACCCAUUCAGCAGCACAGAGCACCCCCUGCAGGAGGGACCUAACACAGACAUGUUUCAUGCUAAACGCCUUCCAAUGAGGGUGAACAAGCUUCCAAUGAGCUCUGAUGGAGAAAACAAACACACACACACAGACACACAGGAGUUUUCAUCCCCUCUGUUUUCACUCCUCUCUCCACAGCAAGCUGUCGUUUCUCUUUACUGUUAUCAAUGUUGUUACCGUUGUUGUUGUUGUUUUUGUUCUCAUCUUCAGAAUCAAAUAAGGAAAAGUGGACACUGGAUGGACUCUUGAAGCUGUGUAAUGUAAAAGCCAAACAAAUGUGCUUUUGUUAUUUAUGUUUGUAGCUUUUAGCCCAGGUAUAGGGGAGGACACUUUUAGUCUUUCUGUAUUUUAGUUUGUUUUACAGCAUAGUUUAUGAAGCCAGAACAGGACAAAGGGAGUGUAUGGUUGUGUGGAACACUCGCGUUUGCUAUAUUGUUUUUAUUUUUUAUUCCAAACAUGCCAUUUCCUCAGCUAAUGCAAUUUUGAGCAAUAGUAGAACUCCCAGGCAUGAGAGUGACCUUUUCUUUAUAUAUUCUGUUGUUUUGUAUAAAUAAAAGUGUUACUUAAUAAAUAAUUUAAGUUCUUGUUAGGGUGGUCUAUAAGAAUAAGCCUUGAAUCCUGUCUGAUCAGUCUUUGUGUGAUUUUAUGAGUAAAGGACUUGAUGGGACAUGUACACAUGUAGGCCACCGGUCACAAAAAGAUAUAAUUAAUCAGUAGUUCUUGGGAUCUCUUCUUCUGGCUCCUGAAACAACUCUGAUAAGAGUCCUGGAACUUAAUCACUGCAGUAUUUUGUUUUUAUAAACAAUGGAGCCAUAGAUGUGCAGACAGAUAUUUGAAGUCAAUGAAUCUGAAUAAAAGUGGCCAUUAACUGCAAAACAAUGUGUGGGUCUCCAAGGGAUGAUAGUUAUUAUUCUAAUGGGAAGAAGCAGAUUUAUGACGACAUAACCCUGUGUUCUUCCUCGGAAUCUUCUUUCAAAUAAACAUGGUUUUAACACUCA